Molecule: messenger RNA, 1602 nt
Organism: Trichoplax adhaerens
Lineage: Eukaryota; Metazoa; Placozoa; Uniplacotomia; Trichoplacea; Trichoplacidae
Exons: 19
Coding region: 1-1602 (533 amino acids)
Source: RefSeq, a predicted model, not a curated record
AUGGAGAGUCCAUUUCAAAAUAGAGAAGUUAACGAUGCACAACUAGCUUUUAAUCAUAAGAAUACAUCGCAACGAUUUCAGCUAGGUGAAUUUGAAAUGAUAGCUGCUUCUGAUAACAUUAACAGCCGUAGUGAUACAGAAACAUUUCUCGGAUAUACUUCCAAGUCAAUAUUACCAAUGGCAACAUCAUCAAGCACCAAUCGACCUCAUUCCAAUAACAGAAAUGUGGGUAUUAUACCAAGUAAUGUGCCUAAAAUUAAUCGCACAUCCUCACCAACAUAUAGCUAUACUGGUACUAAUCGAAUAGCGCCAACAACAUCAUCAAUAACUGCUCUACAAGGCCAAAUCAGUAUAGCUAAUAUGGCCUCAGGCUCAGUUGCCAAAAAUAAUAAUGAUAAAUCUAACAGUAGCAGCUUGAAUAAAACGCAAGAGGAAUUUAACAUAUCGCCAUCUAAGCUGAAUGCAGCUUCUGAAUUAGAUACUAUGACAAUUCAACGACAACGACAUGAAUUACAGGAAUUGAAUGAUAUGGUUCAAGCGCAUCAGAAAGAAAUUGCAGUCUGGGAAGAAGAUAGAGAAAGGUUGAGGCAAUCAGAGCAUAAGUGUGCUCGGCUAGAGGGUGAACUUAAACAUAGACGAGAACAAGUGAAAUCGUUACAAACGAGAAUAAAAAUUGUCGAGAGUCAAGAAUAUUCUAAAUCACGUGCACUCGAAGACGCCCAGGAAAAAAAUGAAACCCUAUCUACUUCUCUACGAGACUUAUCCACCUCAGUUGGUCAUUUGCAAGCUCGUGAGCAAGAAUUACUUACUAUGUUUAACUUGAAGGAAAAUGAUUUGACGGAAGCAAACAAGAUUUGUAACGAUCUCAGGAAAAAGUUCAAGAAAUUAGAAAUUAUGUGUGAGGAGUGUACUAGGUCAGAAAAAGCUGCGCGAGCUGAUCUUGCUCAAUGGCGACAACAAGCUGCUGCAGCUAAGGAAGAAGUUGAAAAAUUAAGAAAUGAAAUUGAAAAACAGUGCAUAAGUGGUGAUAAAGCACAAGCUGAGCUGUCAAAAAACAAGCAAGAAGUGGCAGUUUUACAGAAAGAGUUAUUUUUAGCAAAUGAGCGAGACAAGAGAAAAGAACAACUUAUUGAGUUACAAAGAUCUAAACAAGAGAGAGCAGAUGCAGAAUUAGCAAAUCUUCGCCAGGUGUAUGAUCGACAACAGCGGGAUCUGUCAAUUCUUCGACUUAAUUAUCAAACAUCAAGAGACAGAGCAUCAAUGCUUGGGACCGAGUUGACGUUUGAUACAAGUAAUAUCGACAACGAACUAAAUUAUGAAGGUACUGAAGAUGCCGAGGACCUGGAAGAUGGUGCAUCAUCAUCAUUUAAAGAGGAUAAUGCUAUUUAUGGCAGUUUAGGCAGCAACGCAGCAAAUGAGAAUCAGGAUAAAAGUCAGACCGGAGAACAAUCACUAUUAAUGUCAAAAAUGGAACAGACUUUAAAAGAAUCUCGUGAAAUAGUUGAAAACUUGCAGCAGAGAUCAAUCGUUCCGUCUAAUUCGAUACAUGAAGGAAAAGAGCAGCAUUCUUUUACUAAGAACAGUCAAAUAAGCACUGAAUAA